Molecule: messenger RNA, 1191 nt
Organism: Rotaria sordida
Lineage: Eukaryota; Metazoa; Rotifera; Eurotatoria; Philodinida; Philodinidae
Source: the annotation of a GenBank genome assembly
AUGGUUGAUUGGGCUACACAAAAUCGUCUUUAUCCACCUGGUUAUCGUCCAAUUGAUGUUCGAUACCGACGUACUAGUAUUGAUUCUUCAUUACCAUAUUCAAUUGCAUCAACCAAAAGACAUAAUUGUCGUUCAAAAAUAAAACAAUCAAAUAAGUUUAUUAAUAAUGAGAUGCUUAUUGAAAGUCUUCAUCAUGGUCUUAAUCAAGCCUUUCAGUUUCAUGAUAAUAUGUCUGCCGAUGAUAAUGACGAUAGAAACCCCAAAUUACUUGCUACUUAUGCUUUAAAUAUAAACUGGCCUCGUUCGGUAUGUUGUUUAUCUGAAAGUGAUGGUUCAUUAAUUGUAUGUGAACAAGAUCGAUGUCGUCUUAUUCUUUUCACUCCUCAAUUGAUACUUCUUUCAACAUGUGGUGGAAAACGAGGCCAUGAUCUUUAUGAAUUUGAUUCACCAUGGAGUGUAGCUUCAUUUUAUGAUAAAUCAUCAUCAAAUGUAUUAGUUGCUGAUACAAAUAAUCGACGAGUACAAUAUUUUACAAUUGAAUAUAAUGGAAAAUUUUUAUAUAAACAAAGUUUUCUAACAAAAGAAAAACCUUUUUUUGUUGGAACAAGCAAACAACAUUUUGCAAUAUCAUGUGAAAAAGGUCUUAUUAUAACUUUUUUAAUUAAAAGAAAAAUACAAGUAGCAAAAAUUGAUUUAAAUAGAACAUCAAUAAUACAGAAUUCAAUUCAAAAUGCUCUUCCAUUCUGUAUGGAUCCACAAAAUAGUUUUCUUUUUUUAAGUAAUUCAAUUUUAUCAAUUAGUAUUAUUCAUCAAUUAACAAUAACUGGUGAAUAUCUUCGUUCUAUUAAACUUGAUCAUUAUCCAUUUCUUCGUAUAUCUUCUCUUAUAUUUGAUAAUUAUGAUCAACAAUUAAUUAUUGUUGAUUCAUUUAAUUCAAUUAUUUAUUCUCUUGAACAUGAUUUAGAUGAAGAUAAUGUUGAAAUCUUAUUAAAACGUUCUGACAAUUUGAACAAUCCACAAGGAUUAUGUGUUAGUAAUGAAGGUCAUUUAAUUGUUGUUGAAUGUAGUGUAACAACGCAACAUACUCUCAAAGUAUUUCGAUAUCAUCCAUGUUCAUGUCAUUCUCGUGUGGGAUCAUCUAGUGUCAAAACAAGUGAAACAAGAAGCGUCCGAUCGUUGAAUAUUUCAUAG